Melanotaenia boesemani (Boeseman's rainbowfish) is the source of this 3194-nucleotide messenger RNA. RefSeq names its product inhibitor of nuclear factor kappa B kinase regulatory subunit gamma (gene ikbkg). The coding region runs from base 356 to 2194 and encodes 612 amino acids. Gene Ontology annotation, biological process: positive regulation of canonical NF-kappaB signal transduction. Gene Ontology annotation, cellular component: cytoplasm; nucleus; IkappaB kinase complex. The record is from RefSeq and is a predicted model, not a curated record. The transcript is spliced from 14 exons. Gene Ontology annotation, molecular function: K63-linked polyubiquitin modification-dependent protein binding. Lineage: Eukaryota; Metazoa; Chordata; Actinopteri; Atheriniformes; Melanotaeniidae.
AGGCUAAACUCAGGGUAAAAUUAAGCAUUUCCAGCGCUAACAACACUCGCCUCGGCUUUGACCGAUAACCUCAACUAAACACAUACCCGCGCCGGAUUAGGCUAAAAACGGUAGAAAAUGUCUUUCUGGAGUUGUACUGUUGGUUAAUGUGUAUCGCUGUUCAUGACAGUCAACAAGCUCCUCAAUGUGCCAAGUCAGCGGUUUGCUACGUUAGCCUGCGAGCUAAUUAGCUCAGCGUUAGCUGCCUUGCUUUAGCCAGCUUUCUGGCGGUGACUCAACUACGUAAGCUACUUUGUUUGUAACAGCCUGACUGCGUGUUAUUCCGGAUAACAAAACUAAAACAAGAAGGAAAGGGAUGGUGCAGCCCCAGCCUGAUGGCCCUAUGCAGUGGGAUAUGUCAGGAGAGGACAGUGGGGGGGCCCUCAGGGUCCCACCGGAGCUCGCUGGCAAUGAAGUGGUGACCAAACUGCUGUGUGACAACCAGCAGUUAAGAGAGGCUCUGCGGCGAAGCAACCAAGCCUUGCGUCAACGCUGUGAAGAGAUGGAGGGAUGGCAGCGAAGAACGAGAGAGGAACGAGAGUUUCUCAGCUGCCGUUUUCAGGAGGCCCGGGCCCUGGUGGAGAGGCUGGCCCAGGAGAACCACUCCUUACAGAGCAUGGUGAACGGACCGAGCUCCUUUUCCUCUAAUCACUCCUGCAGCUCCAGCCAGACCGAAGAGGUGCCGGGGCGCCCGGCCAGGAACGGGCCGGUGGACGGACCACAGACUCUAGAUCACUGGGAGAGGAGGAGAGUGGAAGAGACGGAGCAGCACACACAAACCACGCCGCCUCGCAGCCUGCCAGUGGAGGGUGGAAACGAUGUUCUCCACUGGCUGAAGAUAAACAAAGAAAAACUGGAUGAAGGGAUGAAAGAAAUGAGGAGGAAGAACGAAGAGCUGGAGAGGGAGAAGGAAGAAGGUGAAAAAGAGAGAGAGCGAAUGCGUCGGUGCAUCGACCAGCUGCGAGCUAAACUGGUUCAAACACAGGUGAGCGGUGGCCCUGAAGAGGUCGUUCAUCUUCGCUCUGAGGCCCAACACUCCUCCGACUGCUCUAGCCUGGCUAAACUGACCGAGCAGCUUCAGGCCACACAGGGCAGGUAUCGGGAGCUGGAGGAGAAGCUUGAUUACCUGCAGAAGAGCUCAGCUCAGCGCGACAGGACAGAAGCUCUGCUCAAGCAGAAGGACAAGGAUUGUGCCCAGCUGGCCAAGGAUUGCGAGUCCCUGAAGGCUCAAGCAACCUCCCUGUUAGGAGAACUGAAAGAGAGACAGAGCUGCUUGGAGAAAAGCGAGCACGAGCGCAAAAUGCUGGAGGAAAUGUUGAGCAGUAAGGUGAAGGCCCUGCAGGCGACAGAGCGGGAACUUGAGCAGCAGAGGAAGCAGCAUCAUGUGGCCAUGGACAAGCUGCUGUUACAAACCCAGAGCCUGGAGCAGGCCCUGAAGACGGAGAGACAUGUCGUCACAGAGGAGAAGAAAAAACUGACACAACUUCAGCAUGCCUACACCUGUCUGUUUAGAGACUAUGAUGCCAAACUGAAGAGUGAGGUAAAAAUCCAUUUCAGCAUGUUUUUGCUUUCAUUGAUCUUUCUGUACAUCUCAAUUUUGCCAUGUUUCUUCCAGGGAGGAGAUCUUUGCAGUCGACUGGAGGAGGCGGAGCGAGCGCUGGCUCUGAAGCAGGACCUGAUAGAUAAACUGAAGGAGGAAGUGGAGCAGCUGAAAGGCUCACUUGAGACUGUCCCUGUCCUCACUGCACAGGCUGAGAUCUACAAGGCAGAUUUCCUUGCAGAGCGAGAAGCAAGAGAGAAGCUGAACCAGAAGAAGGAGGAGCUGCAGGAGCAGCUGAAUCAGACCUUGGCUGACAUUGACAGGCUCAAGCAGGAAGCCACAUCACGUGCACGUAUGGAGCAAAUGAAGCUGAGACACCUGGAAGACUUUCCUGCACGAGCCCCGCACAUUCCCCCUCCGCAAGGAGUGAUCCCUGGUUUAGCUUUUAACACGGUGCCCCCGGCUGCAUCUUUCCGUAAUCAGGGUUUGGUACCUGUCACUGUUCAAGGAGCAGCAGGAGCUGAGGAGCUGCCCGAUUUAUGUUGUCCAAAGUGCCAGUACCUGGCUCCAGAUAUGGACACACUUCAGAUACAUGUCAUGGACUGUAUACAGUAACAUGAACAUACUGUAGUUCAACACAUGAUGACGUCAGCAUCGACUUACUAAAGUUUAGAUAAUAUAUUUACAUUCAGUGUAUUUGUGCGCAGCCUGGAAAACGUGUUUGGUUCUUGCACCUUAUACAAAAACAAAUACACAAACCUGAACCCAGUGUUGAAUCUUACUGUUAAAAGUCAUGUAUGUUUGAAUCACAAUGAGUCAUAUGAAGGUAAUCAGCUGGUGAGUUAAAAAAAAAAAAAAAGCAAAGACAAACAUGUUUCCGCACAGCUGCUCCACGUAUUCAGUUUCUGCUGUAGCUCCUUUAUUCCUCAGCCUUUCAUAUCAUCAGUUUGAUCCCAACACCUUCCAUUUGCUCCCAUAUGUCCCUGUAUCCCUCCACCUGAAGUGGCUCCCCGAUGCAAAUGUCCAUCAGUAUUUGCACAUGAUUCCUGCUUUCCUUUUCAUUGCCCCAUUCCCUGUUGUUUUUCACUCUUGGAGCAAAUGAUGAAUAAACUUCUUACCAAGGAGUGAAUAUGCAUACUUUGACAGCAUCAUCCAUUCAAGACAUAAGCAGUCAUUAGACCUUAUAGAAAGUGACAGAUCAGAGGGGUAGUUUCCUCUAAAGCAGGAGAAAAUGCAUGUGAAUUACCUAGCGAGCUUUGAAUAAUUAAUACAAUAAAAAGAUGUUUUGGUUGUAAAUGUAGGUGUCUGCAUUACAUCGGAACAUGUAUUAUCAUGUAUUAGAGAUGGAUUUACUCUUGUUGGGGAAAAAAGUAGCCAUUCUCUGUGUUCUGUGCCUGUGUUCACGUUUGAGCUGAUGCUUUAUUAUGCUAGAUCUGACCCACCGCAGCUCCUGUUGUGCCCCAUAUUCUGUCUUAGCUUUACCUGUGGCAAACAGCUAUUUAUCUAUAUGAAUGUGAGCAGUUUCUUUGCAGUUUUUGUGAAUAUUGUUUAUUAUAUUUGUUGCAAAGCUUCAAACUGUUGGGUAUUUACACAAUAAAUCAGUUAUUCAAUUGUC